AUCGUCCACAGUUUCCCCUGGUCGCCAGACGAUUUUGUAGGUCUAGGGUUUUAUCAUCCGUGGUUUUACCAAAUCUCUCCUUAUCAAAACCCUAGUGGAGUCGUCCUGACAAUCAUUCCCCAAAUUCCUCUCUCUCUUUCUCUCUCCUCGUUCCAAUGUCGUCCGACGCUCCAAACCAACCGAAACCAGAAGGAGACGGCGUCAACGUGGAUGCUACGCAAAGCAAGAAGGCCGCCAAGAAAGAAGCCGCCAAGCAGCAGAAACGCGCUGCAGCGGCCGCCGCCGCCGCCGUCACGGCGAUCUCUCUCGACGCCCCCGACCCCCUCGCGGCCCACUACGGCGACAUCCCGCUGGAGGACCUCCAGUCGAAGUCCGUCACGGGCCGCGAGUGGACCGAGGUCGGGUUGCUGACGGAGGGACUUGAGGGCCAGACGGUGCUCGUGCGGGGCCGGGUCCAGACGGUCCGCGCCGUCAGCAAGAAGAUGGCGUUCUUGAUUGUCAGGGAGAAGGGGUUCACCGUGCAGUGCGUGCUGUUGGUGUCUCCGGACGUGGUUAGCCUUGGGAUGGUGAAAUUCGCGACGGGGUUGAACAGGGAGUCGUACGUUGAUGUCGAAGGGACUGUUUCUGUGCCUAGUAGCCCAAUCAAAGGUGCUGCUCAGCAGGUGGAAAUUCAAGUGAGGAAGGUUUACUGCAUCAGCAAGGCAGUGCCUACCUUACCUAUUAAUAUCGAGGAUGCUGCACGUAGUGAAGUUGAAAUUGACAAGGCUUUGCAGGCUGGAGAACAGCUUGUUCGUGUCAAUCAGGAUACCCGUCUAAAUUUUAGGGUUCUGGACCUGCGCACACCUAGUAAUCAAGGGAUUUUUCGCAUUCAAUGCCAAGUUGAAAAUAUAUUCAGGCAGUUCUUACUAUCUGAAGGCUUUGUGGGGAUUCAUACCCCAAAGUUGAUAGCAGGUUCUAGUGAGGGUGGCUCAGCUGUUUUCAGGCUGGACUACAAAGGGCAACCUGCAUGUCUAGCUCAGUCACCUCAGCUUCACAAGCAAAUGGCAAUUUGUGGUGAUUUUGGCCGUGUUUUUGAGGUAGGUCCAGUUUUCAGAGCAGAGGAUUCCUUUACCCACAGACACUUGUGUGAGUUCACUGGUCUUGAUGUUGAGAUGGAGAUCAAGGAGCACUAUUCUGAGGUGAUGGAUAUUGUGGAUCGCUUGUUUGUUGCACUGUUUGAUAGUUUGAAUGAAAGAUGUCAGAAAGAGCUUGAAGCCAUUGGAAAACAAUAUCCAUUUGAGCCUUUAAAGUACUUGAGAAAGACCUUACGACUUACUUUUCAAGAGGGGGUCCAAUUGCUGAAGGAUAAAAACUCAGCAGGGCAGGAUCACCGCUCUGAUACCAAUUUGACGCAGGCCGAGACCCGCGAGGAAGCUGGCAUUGAAAUUGAUCCUCUAGGGGACCUGAACACAGAAUCUGAGAGAAAACUGGGGCAACUUGUUUUGGAGAAGUAUGGCACUGAGUUCUAUAUACUUCACCGCUAUCCACUGGCCGUUCGACCAUUCUAUACCAUGCCUUGUAGUGAUGACCCUACUUACAGUAAUUCAUUUGACGUAUUCAUUCGAGGGGAGGAGAUAAUUUCAGGAGCUCAGCGGGUCCACCUACCUGAUUUUUUGGCAACACGUGCUGAAGCCUGCGGGAUAGAUGUCAAAACAAUAUCUACAUAUGUGGAUUCUUUCCGGUAUGGUGCACCUCCACAUGGUGGUUUUGGGGUGGGAUUGGAGCGUGUGGUGAUGCUCUUUUGUGCCCUCAACAACAUCCGCAAAACUUCUCUGUUCCCUCGUGACCCUCUCAGGAUUGCUCCAUAACAUUUUAUGCCAAGUGCAUUCUGCCUUACUUUUGGUUGCUGCUGAAUCGCUGAUUGAUUCCUCUAGGCAGGUUCUUCUCACAACUUUUCGAUAAAGUGUACACAGUUUCUCAGGGAAAGGUGCUGUAUUACAUUUGUAUUACAUUACAUUACACAUUGGUUUCUAAUAAAUGUCCUAUGUGGCGUAUUCAUUGGUUAGGAUCAAAUAACUUUGUGUAGCUGUUAAACAAAUCAAUGAUCAAGAUGCAACUGCAAGGAUAUUUAUUAAAUUGCCUGCAGUUUUUUAUUUA
Messenger RNA from Rhododendron vialii, 2136 nucleotides. RefSeq names its product aspartate--tRNA ligase 2, cytoplasmic-like. The record is from RefSeq and is a predicted model, not a curated record. Gene Ontology annotation, molecular function: ATP binding; RNA binding; aspartate-tRNA ligase activity. The coding region runs from base 156 to 1847 and encodes 563 amino acids. The transcript has 11 exons. Gene Ontology annotation, biological process: aspartyl-tRNA aminoacylation. Lineage: Eukaryota; Viridiplantae; Streptophyta; Magnoliopsida; Ericales; Ericaceae. Gene Ontology annotation, cellular component: cytosol; cytoplasm; aminoacyl-tRNA synthetase multienzyme complex.